UCUAGUAACGCAGUUCGGGACAAGCAGGGCGAUUCGGAUAACUGAAUCGUUCGGAUAAUAGGAGCCCACUAACUCUCUCUUCCACUAUCGUUUCUUCGUUCGUAUAGGUGAUAGGAGCUAAUGUUCGUAUAACUGAAUUUAUACUCACCUAUUCGAAUACAUAGGCGGUGGAGCAAUAAGUUUAACACGUUGACUGCCGCGCGUAUUUUCAAUGAAAUCUCCUUCGGGCCAUGAGUGCCGUUGUACCAAGCGUACUCCGCCAGGUACUCCCAUCGAUAUUUUAGAGAACUUAAAAUCUAUACUCUAAUUCGUUACAAUGUCGAAAAGAGAAAUGGAGAACUUAUUUCUUAGUGAGUCAAAUAGCAGUGAAGAAGAAGGCUUUUACGAGGAUUAUACAAAUUCGGAUAGCAGCGAUGAGGAAGAAAUCAGAUUUCCUAGAAAUAAAGAUAUAAAUAGAGUUACAUCGUCUGAUUCUGAUUCGGAUAUUGAUAAGCGUAAUCGUAGUGACAUUGAACGUAACGAAGAUACUGUUGACGAGAUUUUACAAGAAUUGGUCAUUAAGGAAGAAAGAAGAACUGAUGAUACCGAGGAAAGUACGAUUCAAUUUGAUGAAUGAAAUGAAUUUAGUGGUUGGCAGAAAUCAUUUCCUUUCCCCAAGAUAGACGGCCUCAUUAGGCAAUUACCUGGCCAUGUCAAUCCAUAUGAUGUGUUUGAGCUGGUCGUUGAUGACGAAAUAAUAAACUUGCUUGUAUCAGAAGAUUGCAACAAGGAAGAACGUAAAUAUUAGAAGAUUUAGAGAAUUAUUAGCUGGAAAAUUAUUAGGGUUGUCUGAAAAUA
This is a messenger RNA of Bombus impatiens (common eastern bumble bee), 837 nucleotides long. RefSeq lists its product as uncharacterized. Bases 317 to 616 code for a protein of 99 amino acids. The transcript has a single exon. The record is from RefSeq and is a predicted model, not a curated record. Lineage: Eukaryota; Metazoa; Arthropoda; Insecta; Hymenoptera; Apidae.